AGCCGGCUGACUCUCACCGAGUGGACUUUGGGAGGCCUCCGCCAGGCCUCCGUGCCCUCCACGCCGCCCUUUACCCCCCACCCCACAGCUCCCCAGGGACUGGGCCACCCUGGACCUUGCUACUUCCUGCUUCUGGCGGCCAGGGCUCAGACUAUGGAGCUGUGGAGGCAGCUGGGGCAGUCUGGGCUGCUCCCCCAAGAGCUGGGCCCACCCUCCUGGGCCCUGAGAGGGGUGCCCCGGGUGGACAGCCCGGGCCAGACCCUUAUGUCCCCUGCAGCAGAUCCUGGAGGUGCCAGGGAGAGUCUGUUGUCGAUCUGGGAGGAGCUGGAGAACAUGCGUCGGGUGGAUGUCCAACUGCUGGGCCAGCUGUGCAGCCUGGGGCUGGAGAUGGAGGCGCUACGGGAGGAACUGACGGCCAUCUUGGAAGAGGAGGAGGAGAGCAGCGAGGAAGAGAAGGAGAGCAGCGAGGAGGAGGAGGAGGAUGCAGCCCAGGGGAAGGAGGAAGGACACUGGGGGGCCUCCUGUCCAGACCCACGCCUGCCGGACUUUGAGAUGACAAUCUGAGGCUCAGACGGACACACGAAUGAGGUGCAAAUUCAUGCAGGGAAGAGGGCAGACGUGCAGGUCCCACCGGGAGUGGAAUUGGCGUGCCUUGCUGACGGUGUCCGGGGCCCUGGGGCGUCGGCAGACAACAGGAGCGUAUGUGUGCGGUGUGAGGGAGGGGUGCAGGUGUGUGCUAUGCUGCUGGGAGACGUGGGUCUCUGCAGACACGAUGGAGACACCUCACAUGAGGUUUGAGGUGGACGCUGUCCCGUGUGGCAGCCACCAACAGCGCGUGAGACGGGGGAGCGUGAACUGAGGGGUGCUGUGUGUAAAAUCCGCCGCGUCUCCAGGGCCAGGGUGAGGAAGGGCUGUAAGGCAUCUCGGGAGGUGCGUGGUAAAUGGUGAAGUUCUCAGGGCACUGGGAUAAAACCUGACAUUAACGUCACCUGUUUUUCACCGUGGCGUUCAUCACAUCCACACUGUCGCACAGCUGUCACCACCGCCCGCCUCCGGGACUCUCCCUCUUGCAAACCUGGAGCUCCGCUCCCAUCAAACAGGACCUCCCCGUGCCCACUCGGCUUCCUGUCUCUAUGCAACUGACCACGCUAGGCGCCUCACAGAAGUGCAGUCAUGUGUUUGUCAUUCUGUCCCGCCUGCGUCACUAGCAUGAGGUCAAAGUCCAUCCAUGCUGCAGUGCCGUGCCGUGUCAGAAUCUCCUCCCUUCUGAGGGCUGAGUCCCGGCCCACUGCACGUGUGUGUCACAUGUGGUGGGUCUGUCUCACCCGUGACGGCCUCAUGGGUCACCUCCGUCUUUCUGGGCUAUUGUGAGCGAUGCUGUUACGAACGUGGGUGGGCAAAUCUCUCUAAGUCCCCGCUUCCCAUUCUCUGGGUUGCAUCCCCAGAAGUGGACCUGCUGGGUCACGUGGUGUCUCUAGGUUUACUGUUUUAAGGACGGCCAUGGCCACGGCCUUUGCCACAGCGGCUGCUCCUUUUCACAUUCCCAACGGCACUGCACGAGGAUUCCAAUCUCUCUACAUGCUCGCCAACACAUAUUUUCUGGGGUUUUUAAUUUAAUAUUUUCACUGAGUUUUAAAUUUUUAAAAUUCAUUUUCAUUUAAAAAAAAAUAUUUAUUUGAAAGGUGGAGUUAGAGAGUGAGAGUGAGAGUGAGAGAGAGAGAGAGAUCUUCCAUCCACUGAUUCAGUCCCCAGAUGGCUGGAAUGGCUGGGCUGGACCAGGCCAAAGCCAGGAGCCAGGAGCCUCUUCUGGGUCUCCCACGUGGGUGCAGGGGCCCAAGCGCUUGGGCCAUCUUCUACUGCUUUCUCAGACCCAUUAGCAGGGAGCUGGAUCGGAAGUGGAGCAGCCAGGACUGUAUGGGAUGCUGGUACUGCAGGCAGUGGCUUUACCUGCUACACCACUGCACCAGUCCCUCAUUUUUAUUUUAAAAGCAGAGAGACAGAGAGAGAGACAGAGAGCGAGAUAGACAUCUUCCAUUUGCUGCUUCACUCCCAAAUGCCCCCCACAGCCAGGAGCCCAGAACUCAAUCCAGGUCCCCCAUUUGUGUGGCAGGGACCCAAGUGCGUGAGUCAUCAUCUACCUCCUCCCAGGAUGCAUACUGGCAGGGAGCUGGAUUUGAAGUGGAGGAGCCGGGACUCACGCCAGGAAGUCCGAUAUGGUGCACUGGCAACCCCAGUGGCACCUUACCCACUGCACCACACGCUCGCCUGAUUUUUGCCUUUUCAAUAUUCCCUAACAGAGUCACUGUGCUUUGGACGUGCAUUCCCCUUCCGAUGAGUGAUCGGAGCAGCUCUUCUUGGACUUGCUGUCCUGCUGGUUUGCAUUCUAAAAUAUGGCUUCCAGGGGCAGGCGGCUGGCCUAGUGGCUGGGAUGCAGCUGAGACACUUGAGUCCGUAUCGAAGAGCUUCGGCUCAAUGCCCACUUCUGGCUCCUGCCUCCAACUUUCCGCUGGGGCACACCCUGGGAGGCAGUGAGGGCCCAGGAUAGCUCUGUUUAUAAAGUAAAAUGUGGUUGCUGGAACACUUACAUUACAGGUAAAACUCCUAUCGUAUUUCCACUUCAAACGUUCACAUCAGAUGUUUGAAAACAGAAUGAGACCGGGAGCAGACACAGGUUUACAGAUAGGCUCCAGGACGUGCGGCAGCGAGUCACGGCGCCACCUACAGGAGACAGGUGGUGUCUACAGGUCUACCUGCAGAGAAGCAGCCCAGAGAGCAGGUGCGGCAGGCGUGGGGCCCAAGCGUGAGGACAGGCAUGUCUUCAGGAGAGGCGUUGGUCAUAGGACCACGACGUCCACACAUCUGUGUUGUCGCUAACCGCUCUCUCGCUGCGAGUGCAGAUGUUUUCAGAGAAGUGAGAGUGACA
Oryctolagus cuniculus (rabbit) is the source of this 2923-nucleotide messenger RNA. RefSeq names its product glutamate rich 4 (gene ERICH4). The record is from RefSeq and is a predicted model, not a curated record. NCBI's taxonomy places the organism in Eukaryota, Metazoa, Chordata, Mammalia, Lagomorpha, Leporidae.